AUGACCAGAGGAGUCCCCUUACGGAGUGUUUGUGACGAACAAGCGCUCCAUACUUUGCCAGAAUCGCCAGAAUCGAAGUUACUGAGACACGAAGAUUGUGUGUCAGUUUCUUUUGGUCAUUUGCAGGAGAAUGUCGCCCCUGAUAUAUACGCCUGUCUGUCCUGGGCGGUACUACAGUCUCAGUACUCGAGUACGGACGGUGUCGCAUUUGACACUUGGCGACGCAUCCCCCGGUCCUCAGCCCCCUCCGAGGGGAGGGAACAGGAGAAUACGAUCGAUAAACAGCACUGGGAAUUCACGUUGGACUACAACAUCACCGUUCAGGGCCUUAUAGAAGAGCUGAAUAAUCGAUGGCGACUCUGGAAUUCCGAGCAGGAACACGCACAUGAGCCAAAGUUAUCACGUAGCCUGCUGGUCAUGGAGGAUGCAGCGACAACCACUGAGUGCCAACUAUUCACCACUCGGCUAGAGUCGUAUUUGGCCGGAGUGACCCAAGGAUACGAUUGUAUCGCGGUAUGUCAGUUUACAGAGACCUCAUGUCGGAUCGGUGUCUUGCAAACGAGAGAGCAAUGUGCGGCCAUUGCCCCAAAGCGAAUUGCACGACAGCUCGCUCACCUCAUGGGCCAAGUGUUGGCGAAGCCUGAGUCAUCGAUAUCAGAAGUGAUGACACCCCAUCCUGAUGACUUGGUAGACCUGCACAAACGGCACUCCCGGCUUCCACCCCUAGUUGAUUUAUGUAUCCAUGAUGUCAUUCAAAAGCAGGCGAAGCAACGGCCAAAGGCAAUAGCCGUGGCCAGUCGUGACGGUUGUCUGAGCUAUCAAGAACUUCUUGACCACGCCACGCAACUAGCCAAAGCCCUUCGCCGCCGCGGCGUGGGUCCUGAGGUCUUUGUCCCUCUAUGCUUCCAUAAAUCUCGAUGGAUGACCGUGGCAAUCCUUGGGGUCUUGAUGGCUGGCGGGGCAUUCGUCCAGCUGGAGCCCGCAUAUCCCCUGGCUCGACUGGAGAGUAUCUGUGAAACACUCCACGCCCCAAUCGUCCUCUGCUCGAGUACGACUGCUGAGAUCGUUCAUCAUCUGGCUGCAGAUGUGCUGGUAGUGGAGGGAAAUGCGCACCUCGAAGAGCUGGCUACCUCAAGCCCGAUUGAAUUGCCCCAAGCUGCUCCAUCCACCGCAGCAUAUGCUGCGUUUACCUCGGGAUCUACCGGAGUUCCUAAGGGGGUGGUCAUCGAACACCGGGCAUUCUGCACAGGUGCUGCAGCUCAUAUAGAGCAAUUUGAUUUCGGUCCCACCUCACGGGUCCUCCAAUUCGCCUCAUAUGCCUUUGACAUCACUUUGGUGGAGGGUCUCAGCACCUUCAUGGCCGGCGGGUGUCUAUGUGUCCUGGCAGAGGAUGAACGGACCGACUCGUUCGUAGAGUCAGCCAAGAAAUUGCAGCCUUCCCAUGCCUUCCUGACCCCUUCAUUCGUGCGCACACUCGCGCCCCGCGACUUUGAGGCGAUGGGCAUUCUAUGGCUCAUCAUGAUCGGCGAGAAGGUAAACCCAGGGGACCUGGCAUCGUGUGCCCCAAACAUGGCCGUCAUUAACGGCUAUGGGCCCGCAGAAUGUACCCCUAUCAGCACCGCCCAUUGCCAUCUCCGGCAGGCGGCGACUCCCGCCAAUAUCGGCUGGUCUAAAUGCGGUUUCUGCUGGAUCGUGAAUUCUCGCGACCAUCACCGGCUGGUCCCUAUUGGAGCCAUCGGAGAGCUUGUGAUUGAAGGUGGGCACGUAGGACGAGAGUAUUUCGACGACCCCGACAAGACUCGGGCUGCGUUCAUUGAUCCACCGGCCUGGCAUGCCUCUACGGGGGGAGGGUGCACUCAGGUCAAGAUCCGUGGGCAACGGCUGGAGCUCGAGGAAGUGGAGAUUCACAGCCGGCCGUGGUUCCCUGGGGCCCGCGAUGUGGUGGCUGAAGUUUUGAUACCCCUCGAGCGCACAAUGGACGCCACGCUUGUCUUGUUUGUAGUGAUCCCUCCGGGACAGGUCGCGCAAUACCAGCGUCAUCCCUCCUCGCCUGUGGUUCUUCUCCCAAACGAGACGUUCAUCGAAGCGUACCAGGAGGCCCGCAGUUGGCUGAGAAAAACUCUACCGGCCUAUAUGGUUCCCAGCUUCUUCGUGCCCUUGAGUGGGUUGCCCCAAACGAUGUCCGGUAAGAAAGACCGACGACUGUUGCGGGAGUCGAUCGAAACUCUCAGUCCAGAGGACCUGGCGCUGUUAGUCGUUCGGCCAUUUGAUUCGACUACGGGGCAAUUAUCGAGCUUUGAGUCCAAGCUUCGAGAAAUUUGGGCAGCUGAGCUCAAUCUUCCCCCCACGGCAAUUGGUCGGGCCGACAAUUUCUUCGACCUAGGGGGAAACUCCAUUUCUGCCAUGCGAGUUGCUGCGCGAGCCCGAGCUCAGGGCAUCGCAUUGCUGGCUUCUGAUAUUCUCAUCCGCCCUUCUUUGGCGAUGCAGGCACCACAUCUGACAGCCUCGCCCCUGAUAUCAAUCGACAUGUCCCCAUUCUCGCUCAUGAAUAUGGAAGAGGAUACUCGAAAUACUAUAUUGCACGAGCUUCGUCAGCAGACCAUCAUCAGUGAAGAUGUAGAAAUAGUGGAUAUAGUACCACUGACAGGCUAUCAGACCGAGAUGCUUGAUACCGGUGGACUAGACUGCUUUGCCUUCGACUAUGACGGUCCCAUCUGCGUUGAGCGCCUUCACAAAGCCACCGAGGUCGUUUGGGCAAGAUAUCCGCUGCUCCGCACAGUUUUCUUCUCCUGGGGGGAGCAGUUGAUGCAGAUUCAACUGUCCCAUGCUCCUGUGCGGUUUCGACACAUUGAAACCUCGAACAAUGUGCAGGCCUUGGCCAAGUCCCUGACGGAAGAGUUCUGUAAUCAAUCCUCGCUGGGCGCUGUCACCAGUCAUGUCACCCUCGUUUCACACGUGGACGGUCAAUCCCAUGUCUUUAUCAUUUGUCUAUCCCACCUCCAGUAUGACGGCUUCUCGCUCCAUUUCCUGGUCGAAGACAUCUCGCUUGCCUACCACGGAGAAAGGCCUCUUGCCUCUCGACCUUCAUUCUUCGAGUACGUCUACUUCCGGGCCCAGUACCAACGUGAGGAAGCUCUGGAAUUCUGGCGGGACUAUCUUCGCCCCACGCCGUCUACCCCGCUGCUGGAGAUUUACCAUCAGGGUGAUGAACAUCCGAAGCCGGGAAUGCAAUGGUCGCCAAUGCAGCAGGCGAUCGUCCCGACUCCCGCUACUCUCCCGACAGGCAUCACUCUCGCCACCCUUGUUCGAGCGGCAUGGUGUCUCGCACUGGCUGAGCUCACUGGCCAGCCUGAGAUCGUCUUCCAGCAAACGGUGCAUGGCCGUGAUUCGGCCUUGGAAGGUAUCGAUCGAAUCUUCGGGCCCUGCAUCAACAAGCUUCCAUUCCGGGUGGCUGUCCCCGCCACUCGAAACGACCAGGAUAAAAAGUCCUCAGUCGGCGGCCCCACAAUCCGGAGCUUCGUACACCUUGUGCAAGAACAACAUUCACGGGCCCUGCGCUUCGAUUAUCUGGAUAUGGAUACUAUCCUGACCCAGUGUACAGACUGGCCCGUGGGGACCCGAAUGUACUGGCACCACCAGCACCAGAACUUCGGGGAUCGGUGGGCAUGCCCCCUGGCGGGUAUGGAGGGUGUGGGCCGCGAGAUUGACAAGGGACGGCCGCCCAAAUCUGAAUCUGGAUUUGCAAACUGCUGUCUACGGCCGGAGGGCCUGGAGCUAACAAUAUUUGCAAUUUGUACUCCAGAGACAGUCGGUGAGAUUAAGGGACUGGUGCGGUCGUGGGCGGACUUUGUAAAAAAGUUGUCGGGAACAGAUUGGGAUCGUCCUUUGCGAGAGGUCGUGACAAUCUGA
Penicillium oxalicum is the source of this 3909-nucleotide messenger RNA. Its product is annotated as non-ribosomal peptide synthetase. The coding region runs from base 1 to 3909 and encodes 1302 amino acids. Gene Ontology annotation, cellular component: cytoplasm. The transcript is spliced from 2 exons. Gene Ontology annotation, molecular function: catalytic activity; phosphopantetheine binding. The record is from RefSeq and is a predicted model, not a curated record. Lineage: Eukaryota; Fungi; Ascomycota; Eurotiomycetes; Eurotiales; Aspergillaceae. Gene Ontology annotation, biological process: amino acid activation for nonribosomal peptide biosynthetic process; secondary metabolite biosynthetic process.